This is a messenger RNA of Paramecium sonneborni, 576 nucleotides long. The record is from the annotation of a GenBank genome assembly. Lineage: Eukaryota; Ciliophora; Oligohymenophorea; Peniculida; Parameciidae.
AGGUAACUUUAAGAACUAGAAGAAAGAAAUUAGCAUAAACAGUGGUUUAAAGAUGAGUAAAUUUAGAUUCAGUUGCAGCUGCCUCAGAAGGCGAAACAACCUAUUUUGCAUAAUUGAUAUAAUUGAUGAAAAACUCAGGAGUUAUAUUCGCUAAUAAUACUAGCAAAGAUAGAGAAAAAGCUCAUCUAUUAAAGCAUAAAAAAAAAUGAAACAUUCUCAUUUGUAAAAAGAAUUAUUAUUAUCAGCUAUAUAUAGAUUGUUGUAAAAAAGGUGGAAUUAUUGUUUAUUCAACUUGUUCUGUGAGUAUAAUAUGCUUUAAAUAAUAGACAUGUAAAAUUAUUUGAUACAGGCUUGUAAAUUGAAAAAAAUUUAGCAAGCAUGAUUAAAUCUAAAUUUAGAAUGAAUAUAACCUCAUGAUUCUUUUAUGCAAAAUUAAAAAAAAUUAAUCAUUGGUCCCAUCAAAGAAGAAGCUGCUUAAGAACCACAAGUAAUGACAAAAAAAAUGAAAAAAAAAAUAAUUAGAAAUGCUAAGAGUAGGAGUAGAUAGAAAAUAAUAAUAAUAAUAAUAAUAACCAC